GAACUUCGGGCUGAGAUGGAAGAAAUGCGUGACAGCUAUUUAGAAGAAGAUGUUUACCAGCUGCAGGAGCUGCGGCGAGAACUGGACCGGGCAAACAAGAACUGCCGCAUUCUGCAAUAUCGUCUCAGGAAAGCGGAACAGAAGAGCUUGAAAGUUGCACAAACAGGCCACGUGGAUGGAGAGCUCAUUAGGAGCCUGGAACAAGAUUUAAAGGUAGCCAAAGAUGUUUCUGUCAGACUGCACCAUGAGCUGGAGAGUGUGGAGGAGAAGCGUGUUAAAGCAGAAGAUGAAAACGAAGUCCUGCGGCAGCAAAUCAUCGAGGUGGAAGUAUCCAAGCAGACGCUGCAAAAUGAGCUGGACAAGUUAAAAGAGAGUUCCCUGAAGAGAAGAGGUAGCAGAGAGAUACACAAAGAAAAAAAGACAUUUACCCAGGAGGACAGCGCUGAUUUGAAGUGCCAGCUCCAGUUUGCCAAAGAGGAGGCAGCGCUGAUGCGUAAGAAGAUGGCCAAACUGGGGAGGGAGAAGGACGAACUGGAGCAGGAGCUCCAGAAGUACAAGUCCAUCUAUGGAGAUGUGGACAGUCCCCUGCCUACUGGGGAGGCAGGGGGACCGCCCAGCACCAGGGAGGCUGAGCUGAAGCUUCGUUUGAAGCUGGUGGAGGAAGAAGCCAACAUACUGGGCAGAAAAAUAGUGGAACUGGAGGUGGAGAACAGAGGGAUUAAAGCUGAGAUGGAGGAUAUGAGGUGCCAGUAUGAAAAAGAGUGUCUCAGCAGGGACCACAUUUCAAGCAUUCCUACCUCACCCUACGGUGACUCCGUGGAGUCAGCCACGGAGCUGCGCCGGCACCUGCAGUUUGUGGAAGAGGAAGCAGAGCUACUGAGGAGGUCGAUCUCCGAAAUUGAGGAUCACAACAAGCAGCUAACCAACGAGCUGAACAAAUUCAAGUUCGAGCCGGGCCAGGAGCCAGGCUGGUUGGAUGAGACGGCGUCCAAGUGUGGUGGGACCUUACAAGAGGAGCUGAAGUCAGCCAGGUUGCAAAUCAAUGAGCUGAGUGGGAAAGUGAUGAAGCUCCAGUAUGAGAACAGGGUCCUGAUGUCCAAUGUCCAACGUUAUGAUCUCGCCUCUCACCUGGGCCUGCGCACUUCCAGCCCCAGAGACAGCGAUGCUGACAGCGAUGCUGGGAAGAAGGAGAGUGACAGCGAAGAGGGUCGUCCGCCUCAGCCAAAGAGAGAGGGACCCAUCGGCGGGGAGAGUGACUCUGAAGAUGUUUAUGAGAAGACAUCAGGUUUCGGGAGUGGGAAACCUUCAGAAGUCAGCGACCUGUGCUCUGCUGAGCUCAUCAGAGUGAAAGAGGACACCGAGUCACUGAUUAAUAUCAAACGCGAGGCGGAACGGCUCGAAAGGACCGUGGAGCGCCUUAUCACCGACACGGACAGCUUGAUUUAUGAUGCCAAGGUGCGUGUAACCAGCAGCCCAUCCGCCCAGCAAGACUUCAGAAGUGGUGAAGAAAGAGAAGACAAAUAUGAACCCGAGCUUCUGGACACGGUCAACACCAGGAUGAAAGCUUUCCGGAAGGAGCUACAGACCUUCUUGGAGAAGGUUGAGCAUAUCGGAGAGGGCCUUAAGGAGCAGAUGGAGGACCUUUCCCCUCUUCCACAUCUCACGGAGUCUUCCAGUUUUCUAUCCACAAUGACAUCCAUGUCCCGAGACUCUCCCAUUGGUAACCUGGGGAAGGAUUUAAUCACCGAUUUCCAGUCCAAACUGAGGGAUCAGAUGGCGUGGCAGCUCAAACAAGAUCGUGGAGAGGAGCGAGAGAUUCACCACCAGCGAGCCACCACCGACCCACACCGCAGAGCUGAUGGAGACAUUAAACUCUACAGGCCAGGAGACAAGGGCUGUUUCAGUCUAGAGCUCAGGGAUUCCCAUGUUUUACCUGUACAGAAUAUAUCGAUACAGGAGCUUCAGGCUCAGCUUGAGCAGGAGACGAGACUUCACCGAGAGGAGCAAGAAAAGUUUACAGAGAGGAUCAUCCAGCUGGAGGAGGAGCAUUUGCAGACCCUGCGGAGGAAAGACUUGGAAGUGCAGAGUUUGACUUUGCAGAACAAACUGGAGGAAAAGACCUGGAGCCAGGAGAAAAGCCUGCUGCAGCAAGAACUCAGGCAUUUCAAGCAGGACACCUUUCUCCUGUAUGUCAAACUGAAGUGGCUGCUGAAACACUGGCGGCAAGGCAAGCGAAUGGAGGAGGAAGGGGAGGACAUACUAGAGACCGAGCACCCCGAGGCCCUCCCAGACUUUGGUGUUCAGUCUGAGCAGAAGGCAGAUGAUGCAGAGCAAGACGAGGAGGAAGAGGAUGUUGUGUUUCCACUGGCAGACUUCUCUCAGCGUCCCACCAUGGAGAGCACUGAUCAUGGACCACCGCUGCAGACUGCAGAGUUACUGCAGCAGCAGAAGCAGGCAAGUGAGAAUCGGAAGCUGCUGAAUGCUCUGAAGGCUUUGCUGGAUGAGUUCCGCUCGGAGCUGCGGGAGGAGGAGCGCGAGCGCCAUGGCCUCCAGCAGCAGUACGCCCUGCACAGGGCAGCCUGGGAGGUGGAACUGACUGAGCUGAAGUGUCACCUCCAGCAGCUAGAAGGAAAGAGUGAGAACACCUCAGGAGAAACAGGCCUCGCUUCUGAUGCAAAGGGAGCCUUUAAAAGGGAGAGAGAGGAGCACAAGAAACUUCUGGCUGAGAGUCAUAGUGUAGUGAUGGACCUUCGCUGGCAAAUCCAGCACAAUGAGAAGAACUGGAACCGGGAGAAGGUGGAGCUCCUGGACAGGCUUGACAGAGACCGGCGAGAAUGGGAGCGACAGAAGAAGGAGCUGCUCAGGCGGAUAGAGCAGCUCCAGAAAGAAGUGAGCCCACGGAGAGGAGGCGGUUUUCUGUGUGACCAGAAGGAGAACAACCAUCGUGCAUUCACAGCCCAGGGGAACCUCCACGUGCCUCGUCCGAUGGGCUCGAGAUCCUACUCUGAUUCAGACACCAUUCAGUUUGAUGACAGGUCACUGUCCAAGCUGAAGGAGAGCGACCGGUGCAGUGCCACAGAGAACCUCUUUCUGGAGUCACUGUCUCUCGAUUCCCCUGAUGAGUCUGACGAGCACCGGUCCCGGCAGCCCGAGCGCGAGAAAUUCCUGACCGGAUUAAUGGAAGAGGAAGAGACACACAAAGGAAACCUUCAAAGGGCAAUGUCUGUCUCUUCCAUGUCGGAAUUUCAGCGCCUGAUGGAUAUUUCUCCAUUUCUACCAGAAAAAAACUUGCCUUUAUCCAACAGCAAAGAUGACAUAACCCCUCCCCUGUCUCCUGAUGACCUGAAAUACAUUGAGGAAUUCAACAAAAACUGGGAUUACAGUAAUGCUAGGAACCAUGGUGGGGCCACUGAGAAGCCUGCAGAAGGCUGGGCAGAAAGGACAGAAAUGGGGAAAGCUGGGAAUGAUCCUCCUUCAGAUCCCUUUCAGGCAUCAUCAUGGUACCUCACCACCAGUGUCACCAUGACAACUAACACCAUGACCAGCCCGGAGCACUGCCAGAAGCAGCCGACAAGGAGUCACAGCGUAACUGAGAAAAUGGGAGUUCGGGUCUUCCACAGCCCCCCGGUUGUGCGUAGGUUUGAUAACUCAGUGAUAGCUGGCAGCGAAGGGAAGCACCAGGCCGAGCCGGAUUUCCUCUUCUCUGUGACCAAAGCCAUGGGGAACAUCGCUGAGACGAAAGGUGCUUCCUCAGAUGUGUUUGGGAGAUGGUCGUGUGACCUGGCCAAACAUCACAAGGAUUUUCUGGAGGGGGGUCUUCAUCCCAUCGAGCGUCCUCUUUGCACUACUGUAGGUUUCGCCUCCCCCUUGCACAGCUUGGAGAUGUCCAAAAACAUGAGUGAUGAUAUGAAGGAGGUGGCUUUCUCUGUCCGUAACGCCAUCCGCUCCAACUCGAGCUCAGCAGAACCUCAGUUCAAGGACACCGCCUGUCAAACCAACGGGAUGAGGACGACAGGGACGCAGACCACCCAGACCAUCAGCGUCGGCCUGCAGACCGAAACCCUGCGCAGUAUCACCAGCAGUCCACACAAGUGUCUGACUCCAAAGGGGGGGUCCACGCCUGUCUCGUCACCAUCCAGAAGCAUAAGAAGCAGGCAAGUGACUCCCGUCAUCGAAAAAGUCCAGGCUAAGUUUGAACGCACAUGCUGCUCUCCCAAAUACGGCUCUCCAAAGCUGCAAAGAAAAGCCCUUCCCAAACCAGACCAGCCCAAUAACCGGACCUUGCCUGGCACACCUCAGAAAGGAUUCAGUGAGUCUGCUUGGGCUAGGUCAACCACCACAAGGGAGAGCCCUGUCCACACCACCAUCAACGAUGGCCUCUCCAGUUUGUUCAACAUCAUCGACCAUAGCCCCAUCUUUCACGACACCUUCCAAAAAUGCCCCAGGUCUAGCAGCCGGUCCAGGUCAGCAGAACCCAGAGCAGAACUGAGCUCGUUGCAGGAGCCGUGCCCAAAUGCCCGUGGCAGGUCACCCAGUCCUCUCCGGCUGGGGACAGAGGCACAAAAGGAAGACGGGACUGAGGUGACAAGUAUCAGGCAGGACUUAUCUGCUCCUCCAGGGUACACGCUCACAGAAAAUGCUGCCAGGAUCUUGAAUAAGAAACUUUUGGAGCAUGCCUUAAAGGAAGAGAGAAGGCUACCUUCACACAGCCCACCAAAUCUUAGCAAUGACAACAGCACAGGAGAAACUGUCAAAGUAGAUCCAGGGUCCAUAGAGAACCAAACUGUCUUAUUAACUACCCCCUGGGGACUCUAA
Indicator indicator is the source of this 4815-nucleotide messenger RNA. RefSeq names its product microtubule crosslinking factor 1 (gene MTCL1). Gene Ontology annotation, molecular function: microtubule binding. NCBI's taxonomy places the organism in Eukaryota, Metazoa, Chordata, Aves, Piciformes, Indicatoridae. Gene Ontology annotation, biological process: microtubule bundle formation; establishment or maintenance of epithelial cell apical/basal polarity; regulation of autophagy. The record is from RefSeq and is a predicted model, not a curated record. The transcript is spliced from 14 exons. Gene Ontology annotation, cellular component: apicolateral plasma membrane; lateral plasma membrane; spindle pole. Bases 16 to 4815 code for a protein of 1599 amino acids.